UCAAAUAUAAGUAUUUGAAAUCCAGUGCUUAAGUUGUUCUCAAGCGCAUACGUCAAAUAGACAUAACCGCACAUAACCUAUACGUUAAAAAAGUAAUAAAAUAAAAUAAUGGAUCUGCAAAUUUUCGACGACGAUUUAGAUGUUUUGGAAAUAAUUGAUUUUGGUUUUCCAAAAUUAAUAUACACAAGAUCCAAUUAUUUCCACGAAAUGGACGAAUAUAAUUUUUUUAAAAGAUUUCGUCUAACAAAACAAAGUUGUUUGUAUGUUCUACGACAAAUACAAGAAAUUAUAGAAUUUCCGUCUAAUAAAAACAACUGUGUGUCUCCAAUGAACCAGUUGCUAACAACCCUUAGAUUUUACGCUUCUGCUAGCCAUUUAACUAUUGUAGCUGAUUUUACCGGGAUGCAUACUUCAACAGCUAGUAGAAUUAUAUCGCGGGUAUCGCGUGCAAUUGCUAUGCUGAGACCGCAAUACAUAAAAAUGCCAAGUAAUACCGAAGAAAUUCUAGCAGUACAAAACCAGUUUUAUGGAAUAGCUGCAUUUCCCAGGAUUAUAGGUGCCAUUGAUUGCACGCACAUAAAAAUUCAGUCUCCUGGUGGCGAAGAUGCAGAAGUGUACAGGAACCGAAAAGGCUACUUUUCUUUUAAUGUACAAGUUAUUGUAAAUGCAAAUUUGGAAGCCAUGGAUAUUGUGGCAAGGUGGCCAGGAUCUGUUCACGAUUCAACUAUAUUUAAUAAUAGUCGGAUUAGAGCACGGUUAGAAAACGGAGAUUUCCAAAAUGGCAUAUUAUUAGGCGACAGCGGAUAUCCUCUGCGAGAGUAUUUUCUAACUCCAUUGGCAGAGUAUAAUUGA
Messenger RNA from Onthophagus taurus, 852 nucleotides. Lineage: Eukaryota; Metazoa; Arthropoda; Insecta; Coleoptera; Scarabaeidae. The record is from RefSeq and is a predicted model, not a curated record.